AGGAGAAUGGGAGUGCGGGGCGGCAGACCGCCGCGGGGUGUCACGGCCGCGGCCGAGCUCGCCAGGCGCGGGGCCGGCGCCCGCCGCUUUUAAACCCCGGAGGGCGCGGCGGCGGCGGGCGGAUCUCGGCGCGCGCGGGGCGCCGGGUGGCGGCCGAAUGGAGAGGAAGGGCUCGGCGGCCGGGGCCAAGGGGAACCCGAGCCCGCCCGCGGCCAGCGAGGCGCUGCGGCCGCCGCCACCACUGUGCGUCCCGGGCGGCGGCGGCGGAGGGGCCCCGGCGCGGAGCCAGGCUGGGGCGGCGGCCGAGCCCGCCGAGUUCAUCCGGCGCGCGCACGAGUUCAAGAGCCAAGGGGCGCAGUGCUACAAGGACAAGAAAUUCCGCGAAGCCAUCGGCAAAUACCACCGGGCGUUGCUGGAGCUGAAGGGGCUGCUGCCGGUCCCCGGGGAACGGGAGCGAGACUCGCGCGCGGCCUCCCCGGCCGGGGCCCCCAAUCCUGGCCGCCUCUCGGAGGAGCAGAGCAAGACGGUGGAAGCCAUCGAGAUCGACUGCUACAACAGCCUGGCAGCCUGCCUGCUGCAGGCUGAGUUGGUGAACUACGAACGAGUCAAGGAGUAUUGCCUCAAAGUCCUGAAGAAGGAAGGCGAGAACUUCAAGGCCCUUUACAGGUCUGGUGUGGCCUUCUACCACCUUGGAGACUAUGACAAAGCACUCUACUAUCUGAAAGAAGCAAGGAUCCGACAGCCAACAGAUACCAAUGUGAUUCGGUAUAUCCAGCUGACGGAGAUGAAGCUCAGCAGAUGCUCCCAGAGAGAGAAAGAAGCCAUGUAACUAGACCACCUCUCUAAAGCUGCAUCCGUGCCUGACCCGGGACUUCCAGGCACCCCCUGGUGGAGAGCCCCUCCCUGGGUUCUGUUCCUUUCUCCCCACUUCUUCUGGCUCCCCUUUCUUCCUCCGGUUGCCCCUCAACUCUUUGUCUACUUCCAGUGUGAAAAGGAGACAUGCAAAUUUGGAAUCUGGUGUGUUGCCCAGACAAUAGAGACAUUCUCUUCUCUAGUAGGUCAGCCACUGAGAGAGACCUAACUUCUUCGGGGACAGCUGGAGAGGACUCUCACAGGCCAUUUCAGCUUUGACUUUGGCCAAUGCUUCUGACAGAGGCAGAGGCUGGCAGGUAUACCAUCUCAAAGGCAGGAGGCACGGAGCCCACGGGCUGGGCCCCUCCACACCUUUCUGACAGACCAGAGCAUCUCAAGGCAAUUGUGACAAAUCCAGGGAUGAGACAAACACCAGGAGCCAACAGAGAGACUGUGAAUUUGUACACUGGAUUUCCCCCAACUCCCACCCCCGAGAACCUCAGCCCUUGCCUCCCUCCCUCACUUGUUGUCUUGGCUUCUGCUUUCUUCUCUCCCUCUUGGGGAUCUGAGACUCUGCCAGGAUUCACAUGCCAUUGAAGCCCACUCUCAGUGCUCUCUGGUGACCACACAUACCAUUCUCCCAUACUCCCACCCAGCAGGCAGCUGCGACAGCAGAAGGGCAGGGUAUAGUGAGCCAAGGGUUGACCACGUAGGUGAUGGAGGGAGGGAGAGAUGACGUCUAGGGAAAAGGGCAUUGUAUAGACUGGGGGAUUGAACUGUGGACUAAUUAAGUAUAAAUAAAAGUAAGUGAACAGGCAGCAGUUCCUGUCAUUUCUGUUGGAAGCAGCCCUGCCCCUCUCUUUUACUCCCUCUCCCAACUCUCAAUCAGAGCUACUUAGGGUCAAUCAGAGCCAGGCAGGAUGGGGCUUCCCCCAAAGAAUUGGGCCAUUUGUCAGUGGUAUACAAUGCUGGCUGCUGCCUUUGUGCUUCCAGAGUAGGCUGAGAUGGUGGAGACUGCCCAGGGACCUGGCUUUGUGGGAACUCGUACUGCCUCUUGUUGAAGAAAUUAUCUGGACUCAGUAUCUAGCACAUAGAAUGUGUUCAACAAAUAUUUGUUGAAUGAGUAAAUUAUGACUGCAGACUGGCUCUCCUGCCUUAAACUAAUUUUAUCCCAGCCUAGUCUCCUGAUAUCUCUGCUCUUUGUGCCCUGCCAUGUUGCUUCAGUCAAGUAAGAAACAUUUACUGAGGGCUUAUUGUUUGCCUAUCGUUGUGCAAUAUGCUGUGGGACAUAGGAUGUAGUCCCAGUCUUCAAGGAAAUGGAAGAGUUGAGAAAUCCUCAUAUGAGAUGAUUACCAAUGACACCUUUAAUUUAUGAAUGCUUUAAAAUUUUCAAAGCACUUUCAUGUAUUUUUCGUGUGAUUAGUGAAAGAGACAAUAAUUGUACAAAUUAAAAUAUACAGAUGCAAUAAUGUUAAUAGUUCACAUUUAUUAAAUGCACUAUCCUCAGA
Messenger RNA from Equus quagga, 2360 nucleotides. RefSeq names its product tetratricopeptide repeat domain 9 (gene TTC9). Gene Ontology annotation, molecular function: protein binding. The record is from RefSeq and is a predicted model, not a curated record. The coding region runs from base 158 to 829 and encodes 223 amino acids. The transcript has 3 exons. NCBI's taxonomy places the organism in Eukaryota, Metazoa, Chordata, Mammalia, Perissodactyla, Equidae.